CACUCCGACCGUCUCUUUAAUAUGGUCAUACAUGUAAACACAUUCAGCGGGGAAUACCGCAAAAACUGGAGAAACGCUUACAUUUUACUAAAACUGUAAAACAAUACACGUGGCCAGUAGAUUUACUUCGAUACCUUCCGGUUAAUAAAUAAAAAUGAACUUUUUAUAUAUUUCUUUGCUAACUCCUUUAACUAUUUUUAGCGGACGUGAAAUUUUGAGAACUUCGGUAUAAAAUAGUACAGAGGGCUAGACUGAAGGCUAAACAUUCUCGACUGAACAAAACUACAUUUUUCAUAGAAUGUGUAACCAUAUCAAAUCGUCUACAGAUCCUGUUAUGGCUAAAAGCACUAUAAUACUGAUACUUUUUAUGCUGUCAUUAUCUUCAGCGAUGGUUAUAAGAUGCAAUCAGCCAUUAUCUCUUUCGUACACAAAAAGCGAAAAAGACAUUCAAAAAGAAAGUAGAUAUAUAGUACCGAGGAACAAUGGAAUACGGUACGGGGUCGGAACUCUUUAUACGAUUGACGCAAACUUCAUAAACAUACAGUACAGUGCCUACUCCGACCGAACAACCUGCGAAGAAGUCAAAUUUCCUCCAAGGGGACGCUUUCAUUUAAGUGUAGCAGAGUCUGCUUCUUGUCCAUGGUAUUAUCGCAAAAAUGUCGAUGAGAAUCGGGUACCACGAGAAUUCAUCGAAGCCAAAUGUGCGUGCAGGUGCAGUGUGCACGAUAGCGUCUGUGCACGUAAGACGUGCCGGGAGGUGUAUCGAUAUGUGACGGUUCUAAGGAGGACCAGCUGUACUGAGGUUGUAGAGGUCAUCGAACCUAUAGCUGUCGGUUGUACGGAAGUACACCUUCAACAAAGAAUCAAUCCUCAUGCUCUGGACGAAUAAGUUGAUCACACAGUGCAAUACUUUUAUUAGGAUUCAAAUCUUCACCAGUGUGAAAUGGAUUCAAGGUGCAAUAUUGUAAGUUCAAAUUUUAUAAUAUUUUAUGAACCUUAAUUUGUUAAAAUCAUCCUCAACAUGACAUUUUGUACUAUGUCAAAAAAUGUUUGAAUAUUUUUUGUAUUUAUUUUGCUCUAGUCAAUUAGUAUUUGACCAUAAUUAUGUUUUAUUUGUAUAGAUAUUAAUGUCCUGUUUUAUAUUUG
Saccostrea cuccullata (small rock oyster) is the source of this 1146-nucleotide messenger RNA. RefSeq lists its product as uncharacterized. Bases 299 to 889 code for a protein of 196 amino acids. Lineage: Eukaryota; Metazoa; Mollusca; Bivalvia; Ostreida; Ostreidae. The record is from RefSeq and is a predicted model, not a curated record. Gene Ontology annotation, molecular function: cytokine activity. The transcript is spliced from 2 exons. Gene Ontology annotation, cellular component: extracellular region.